AUGGCUCCCAAGCGCGCCACCCCACGCAAGCGCUCCGCCACCGCAGAUCCCGCCACCAGUUCGGAAGAAGACUCCAGCGGUUCCUCUACCUCCCACAACCAAGAGGUGGCAGACGAGGAAACGGGGGAAUCGGAAUCGGAGGAUGCGGCGGCGGCGGAGGAGUCGGCGGAGGAUGGGGGCGAGGGGGAGGGGGAGUCGACGGAGGAUGAGGACGAGUGGGAGGCGGAGCCUGAUCCGCAGCUCGCGGCCAAGAAUCCACCUCAAUCAAGCAAGUUGCCUGCUCGCAAGAGGGGAAAGACGCCGGCGCCGGCACCAGUACAUCAAAAUGGCGAGAAGAAGAAGCUGCAACAUAGCGAAUCGGCAGAACCCAAACCGAAGAAAAGCAGGCGCAUGUGGUCUCCCGACGACGAGGUCCUGAUUCUGGAGGAGCUUGCCGAGCACCGCCUCCAGCAUGGGAAGGUGCCGGCGUGGGGCGACUACGCCUUCUUUGAGUCUGUUGCCAAGCGCCUUGAGGACAGCAGCUGCCAUUAUUUUGUUGUAAAGGAGAAAGUUCGCACCCUGCUGCGUCGCUACAAAUCUCACAUCUUAUCUGUCACGGACCAUGAUAAGCGCCUUGACAGUCUCUCCGAAGAUGUCUGGGGAGACUUGCAGGUGACCGAUGGCGCUAUUAAUGGCAGCAAACAGGCAGAGGGUGAGGGUGCCAUGGUGAGGGCUGAGAAUGGCAGCAGCGGCCAGACUCAGCCCAGGAGCUUCGAGGAAAUGUGUGAGGUGUAUCCUCUGCUUGCGCAGGAGGUGAAGAUGCUCGCGGAGGUGCAACCUGCCGUCAAAAGCUUGUUCACCAGACUAGAUGCCAAGAGAGCCCUCUACAUGCAGAAGAAGCUGGAGAGAAUUAGGUCCACAGAGGUGAAGAUCCAGGCACGGAUGGCCGCCAAGGUACAUGCACCUAAGGCAAAGAUUAGUGAGAAGCUUGCCCGUCUGCUCACAUAG
This is a messenger RNA of Triticum turgidum subsp. durum (durum wheat), 987 nucleotides long. Lineage: Eukaryota; Viridiplantae; Streptophyta; Magnoliopsida; Poales; Poaceae. The record is from the annotation of a GenBank genome assembly.